This is a messenger RNA of Arachis duranensis, 362 nucleotides long. Its product is annotated as protein CYSTEINE-RICH TRANSMEMBRANE MODULE 9. NCBI's taxonomy places the organism in Eukaryota, Viridiplantae, Streptophyta, Magnoliopsida, Fabales, Fabaceae. The transcript is spliced from 3 exons. The coding region runs from base 106 to 348 and encodes 80 amino acids. Gene Ontology annotation, cellular component: plasma membrane. The record is from RefSeq and is a predicted model, not a curated record.
AUUAAACCCUUUUUCCUUUCUCUAUCCCAAAUUCGAUGUAUUUUGUCCACCAUCUCAUAUCUUUAAUUAAUUACAAUCUUCCUGAUUAGUCCUGUUCUUCAAAAUAUGAUGAGUCACACUAAUGAUCAAAACCAGCCUCAUCAAGAUAAAGAGGCAUAUAAGUCAAAAGACACUGCAAUGGCUCCUAUGAAUCCAGUUCCAGGUCCACCACCUGCUGCUAUCACUCUUCAUGAGAACUACACUCACCAAGUUCCUCCAUAUGAAGAACAAACUAAGUUCAAGGGAGGGUUCUGGAGAGGAUUUUGUGCUGGAUUGUGCUGCGGCUGUUGUUUGGACAUAUGCUUUUGACUUUUGACUUUUGA